This is a messenger RNA of Xiphias gladius (swordfish), 3248 nucleotides long. RefSeq names its product flocculation protein FLO11-like. The transcript has 5 exons. Bases 222 to 1253 code for a protein of 343 amino acids. The record is from RefSeq and is a predicted model, not a curated record. NCBI's taxonomy places the organism in Eukaryota, Metazoa, Chordata, Actinopteri, Istiophoriformes, Xiphiidae.
ACACACCCUCCUCCUUCAGUCCCUCCAGCCACGCAUACACUGGUAGAGCUGCCGCCUGCAGUGAGUGGGACACUGUACAGCUGCCUGGGAUUUCUGAACUACUCCAUUAAAGUGUGGUAUCGGGCUGUGAGCGGGAGAGAUACAAGUAUCCAGAGACAACAACACGAGGGGCAACGACAUUUGCUUACGGCAUUUUCUUACUGUGAAGCCAGAGGAGACAGAUGAUGGAGACCAAACUCUGGAUUGUCCUUUGUGCGCUGCUGCUGCUCAUUGACCUGGGAUCCGCUGAAAAUGAUGCUGCUGCUUCAAAAAUCGCUCUUGGUGCUGAAGCGGCUACCGAGGCCCCAGCUGCAGACUCUGUGCCCCCCUAUAGCCUGAGACCCACCGGUCAUCCUGCAUCAGCACUAAAUGGCUCUGACACAAACCCAAGUUCCGGUGGCACCAGCAGUUUGAGCAGCAACACAACUAAAGAUGGGGAAACCACCUCUCAGACACCAAUACCACAGAAAGAUAAUGAUACCAUCGUGGUUUCUCCCUCAGUGUCUGUUGUUCCUGAAAAAAGUGAGAACCUAACCGUAGAGUCGACAUCACAGCCUCGAAUUCUUCCCUCUGAGAGCCACGCCAACACCACUCACAUCCUCCCUACCAUCACCACCACCUCUACAAGCCCCCCACACACAGGUCACAGUGCCCCUGUCGACACACCGGUCACCAACACAUCCAACGAUCCUGCAGCGCUACCUCCUGACUCCAUCUCAUCCUCAAAGCAGCCAACCAGUUCCACAACACACUCAUUCACUUCUGCCCCAACACCUGAGCCACCAAAGCCUGAUACUACAACCACUACCAGCGCCCAGUCCAGGUCAACAUCCAGCACCAGCUCCUCUCAAAAGCCCCCCAAAUCUGAGUCGGAAACGCUCACAUCUCCACACAUUUCACGGUCCGACGCACCCCAAGACCAACCAAAGUCCACCAUGGCCCCGCCGAGCAACCCCUCAUCCCAGGCCAAAGCCCAUUCUGACAACCCCUCCCAGCUCAAUGUGGGUGGUGACACCACGAUGCACGAGGCUACCACAUUAGACCCUCUCCUGGCCGGCCUGGUGUCAGCCUUCAUCAUCACCGCUGUCAUCAUCACUCUGCUCCUCUUCCUCAAACUGCGCCGAAGAGACAACCGACCAGAGUUCCGCAGGCUGCAGGAUUUACCUAUGGAUGAUAUGAUGGAGGACACACCCUUGUCCAUGUACACCUACUGAUGGAGGCAUGACUGAAAUUUUUGGCACCUAAAUACUCUCCUUCAAUCCAGGCUCAUGCUGCAGCGUUCGCCUUAAUCUGCACCAAACAGAAAGAAUCCUGGGUAGGUGCGAGCAAAAUUUAUGGCUUGCUUUCAUUUAUCCAGAUACUGGACAUGUACAUAAGGACAUGAUUGAAGCUGUAAUGGACAAUGAAGACAUUACCCACGAUGGGGUCCCUUUGGAAAAAGUCUAUGUUGAUGCCUGUAAUUACUAAUUAGGUCAACACCUCUGUUCAAUAAUGUAUGCUUAGUAUUUUCCAGGCCAUCUUUUGGGGUCGUAUAAUAUAUUUAGAUUUCCCUAGAGAUGAAAAGCGUAGAUUUAAAGCACAAGGCAACAUCAUCAGUUGUAUCCAUCAGCGUGAUGAUUAACACUUGGAUACUGAUUCAGCCUGUCCUGCCAGACUCUUACCAGGGGGCACUGGUAUAAUUUCCCGUUAUCAGUUAAUGCUGUAAAGUCUGGCAGACAAAAAAGGUCUCACAGUCUGACUGAGAGACCGGAGAAGAGAAAUGAACAAGAAAAAAAAAACACACAGCUUGAUUAUAGAGUAAAUGAGGUUGCACUUUACUUUUUCAGGAGUUUGAAAAAAUUGGACAAAUAUUUUUGUGUGCCUACAUACAGUAAGUGCAGGCAUAGCACUCUUUGUUUUUAGGUGUGUGUGCAUGUGUGUGAGUAUGUUAAGGGAUGCAUGUUUGGUUUUUUGGUGGCAUGGCAGGGGAUAUUUAAGUAUUUUUUUCUGUGGUAAAGGUCCUGCUGCCUUUACACCGGAGUUUAAUAUGUGCAGUGUUUUUUUGUUGUUUUUUGUUUUGUUUUGUUUCUUUCCUGGAGUCUUCAGUCCAGGAGAGAGUGCCUUACACAGUAUAGGAACAGCAUACCAUAUAUUGCAACCAAAUAACUUCCAGAUUUACCAAUCAUUCCCAGUAUUUUGUGUGAUUCCCAUUUAAACACACACUCAGGGCCAGGUAGCUGCUCGGACUUGCCUGUGUUUGAGGACCAGCCUUGAGUGUGUUCAACAUGAAGCACUCAAUCACGCACGAUGACAGUUGCAGACUGAAAUUGGCCAGUGGCCUUUACACACAAUGUUAGCAUUGUCCUGUGCAUUGUAAAUACUACUGAUGACUGCAUCAUGCAAAGACAACUUUAUGAAACAUUUCAUCUUAGUAGCGUUCACCAGACAUAAACAUAUUAAAAAUGUUACAUGGAUUGACCUGACUGCGCCAUGUUCCCAGUUCAGAAAUACUCUAUUGAUUUUACUGUGUAUAAGCCUUGCUGUAUUUUCGCUUUGCAAAUGUGCAGGAAAAUGUGAGUGGAAGUGAGACACAUAAAGGAUGCCAGAAUGACCCCCAUCAAUGCAAAACAUACGCAGCUUCUAUUUAUUUAAAAUAGACCCUAUGAACUGAUACAUCAAAACGUCUAGUGAUUUCAAUCAAGUUUAUGAAUUGGAGCAAAACGUUGUGCUUCUUAUUACUUCUUGUGCUAUGAAAAAUUACAGAUGGGUGACAAAUUAGAGGAAAACCCAACAUAAAAGUGCCUUAGUAAGGUGUUGAGCCCCAAGAACAACUUCAUUGCUCCUUGGCACAGAUUCUACCUGUCUACAUUCCCUAAUUUUGCGUUUUGAUGAGGGAGGUGGAGAGCGCCUUCUAACAUAUUGCUCCAAAAUCUCCCAAAGAUGUUGAUGGUGAAUGUGAAGGCCAUAGCAUAUGAUUAACAUCACUUUCAUACUUGUUAAACCAUUGAGUGAAUCCUUGUUUUUCCUUUCCAUUUGUCACCCAUCUGUACAUCCAGUAUUAAAUUAGACACUGUAGAUUCCUAAUUUAGGGGUAAAAUUGUCUGUAAAGUCCUGUAUUUGUCCAUUUCUUUAAGUGUCAAAAGUACCCUCUAUGCAUAAUGAGGCUUUGAAGCCAGAUGUGGAUUGAUUGGUGUUGUAUGAUUAAAGGUAUUGUUAAACCAUACUCUGCA